CUUAUGCCUGAUCUAAUGGUUGGAUGUGUAGGUUCUGAAAGAACAUCUCCAACUUGGAGAUGCUCAGUAUGGACAUGAAUUUGCAGAUUUUUACGCAGAUCCUCGGGGUAUCAAGCAGAUGAGCUGACGAGGCUUAACAGUGUUAAACUUGGCCUCGGGGUGCCAAAGAAUUAGACAAAGUCGAGAUGAAGGGGCAGAUUUAGGAUUACUGUCUGCGUCCAAAUAAGCACCCGUGCGUGUCCCUAAUUCCCCUUGAUCUCUGUAAUCUCCGGAACAAGUGACGAUUGUUAUUCAUACGUUUGGAUCGUAAAUAAGAUCACCGAGCCACUAAUCCUAACUGCAGCGGGCAAUUUGCCCUGCGUUAGUUACGUCAGCGCGUCUUUGGUCUCUCCUCUGCUCGGUCUGGAGCUCUUAGCGCGCAGUACAGCCGUGCCAGCGCGAAGAGUUUCUCUGUCAACUCUGUGAAGUAUAAGCGAGAGUGGCACCGCGCAAAUCCGCCUCCGGUCAACUAAGCUAAAGGUUACGACACAUCCAUGCACUUUUUGCAAUACAGGCAAGAGUGAUACCUCCUCUACCUGUUACUCUUCUUUUUGAUCUUCUUUCCCUGUCGCACUUUGUCUGCACGGCUGCAGCGGUCCACCAUUGCCCCCAAAAACCACGACAGCGUUUUAACGCGAUCUUGCCGGGUGCUGCAGAGGAAUCGGCUGGUCGGCGCGGCGCUGGGUUUGGUCGUCAUGGUGGUGGUGCUACUUGUCGCGAUUCCGCUACUGGUCCAGAGCUCCACCAUCUCCGCGCACUACGAGAUGAUGGGCACUUGUCGCAUGAUCUGUGACCCGUACAGCCCGAAAGCGAGCGCCACGGCGCUGGAAGUCAUGCAGGACCUCGGCGCCAUCCCGCCGCCGCCUCCUCCGUCCUUCUCCCGCGGGAACAAAGGAGAACCUGGACGCCCGGGGAAACCUGGACCGAGAGGUCCUCCAGGUGAACCUGGUCCCCCCGGACCUAGAGGGCCGCCCGGGGAGCGUGGAGAUGUCGGGAGAAUCGGCUUUACUGGAGGUCCUCAGGGAACAGCUCGGACUGAAACCGGAGAGCUGGGUUCGGCAUUGGGCAGUGUCAAGAUUGCCUUCUACGUCGGGCUUAAAAACCCACAUGAGGGUUACGAGGUGCUCCGUUUCGAUGAUGUGGUAACUAACCUGGGCAACCACUACGACCCUUCCACUGGCAAGUUCACAUGCCAGGUGUCUGGAAUUUACUUCUUCACUUACCAUGUACUGAUGCGCGGAGGAGACGGAACCAGCAUGUGGGCAGACCUCUGCAAAAACGGACAGGUUCGAGCGAGUGCAAUCGCCCAGGAUGCAGACCAGAACUAUGACUACGCAAGCAACAGUGUGGUGCUGCAUCUGGACUCAGGGGACGAGAUAUAUGUGAAAUUGGAUGGCGGGAAGGCACAUGGUGGAAACAACAACAAAUACAGCACUUUUUCUGGCUUCAUACUGUACCCGGAUUGAGCUGGAGCACAAGAACAGACACUGAAGUGAAUAGUCAUUUACCAAGUUGACAUUAACACAGGUUGAAGCCCUGUCAGGUCUAGCGCUUCAUUUCUGUGUAUCUGUGGGAGUAUGCUAUUUUACUUACUGCCUGGACCAUAAAGUAUACAAAACCAUUGAUAAAUUAAUGUUUGAAUUGAGCUUUUUUUUUUCACACACAGUAAAAUCCCCAGUGCAACUUAACACCUACAGUGUUUGUGUAAGACCAUAUGGGCACAAGUAAACCUUGGGAGAGUACAGAGUGUCUGUCUGAAGAAAGCGGAUGGAGGGUGUGUCUUUAAGAACACUCUAAUUAAUAUAUACGGCAUAUAUCUGGCUGUACAUAUUAAUUAAUUGAAACUGUCAUGGCAUAUUGUACUGUUUUUUGUUUGUUUGUUUGUUUUUAAACCGAGUGCAAAGAUGCAUUUGCAGUCCUAUAAAAUGUGGACCCUAACCCUAACCCCUAACCCUAUCCCUAGCUCUUAUUUUACCUCCUAUAUUGUUAAAAAUCCAUCCUUAAUUUUGUAAGGUCAAAAAUUUCUAGCAGAGAAAUAUGAUAAAAUUAGUUUAUUAAAGCAAUCGUUUCAGUGCAUUUCAUAUGGCAACAAACAUAAAAGAUCAAAUCUGACAUAGCUCAUCUGUUACUGAUCCCUGAAAACCACAGGGAAAAAAAAAAACAAGAAAAUAUCAUGCUGUUAUCAUAUUCUGCAUAUAUGAACUUAAUUAUAUGUGUUAAAGAUGUUUUCCUUUUAGGCAUCAACAUUCAAAAUCUGUUUUAUGAUUACACACAAAGAUGCACAGUCUAUUUAGUUUUAGUAUUAUUUGGAUAGCUAUUUUUAUCUUAAUUAGUUAGAUGCUCCCUUAGUCAUGAUAUCACCUAGCAACCACCAUUACAGCACUGUCAGACCUAGAGCAACAGUUUUUUGGAAAGAAAAAUAAAAAAAACCAAACCAAACCAAAAACACAAACAAACAAACAAACAAAAAAUUUUUGGACUAAUGUAAAUUUACUUUGCCCGCAGCAGUUCUGUUGUGCCACAAAAUUUCUACUGCCUGCCAGCUAGUGUGAGCUGUGAGGAUUAUGAGCUUUAAGAUUUUCUCAGAAAUAUUAUACAGACUAUCCUUCUACAUAUGAGCUCAAAUGCAAGCUUUUCACUGAAUGACAUCAAGGCAUACCUGUUCAGCGCUGUUCUGGACUCAUAAACCUAUUCAUAUUCCCAUAUAAGAACACAAAGACACACCUUCUGUGCCCUCCAGUGGGAGAGAUUUGAAUUAACAAACUGGGUUUUCAUUCAGCACAGGGCUUUUUGCUGUGUUGCCUGUUUGUGUUGUGUGUAUCAAACAUGUAUUUAAACUUUAUGUCAAAUCAAGUUUGAGGGCAAAGUGUGAAUUAUUAGUAUAGGUAUGUCUGAAUUGCUAGUCCUAUAUGAUGUAUUUGUCCUGUAGCACAAUUUAUACACUGCACUGUUAAUAUUUAUUUAGGCAUUUCAAUAAAUAAUGUUUUGUAUAACUGGUUUCUUUGUAUGUAUUAAAUGUCGUCCUCAUA
Messenger RNA from Hemibagrus wyckioides, 3068 nucleotides. It is a transcript of the gene c1ql2, whose product is annotated as complement component 1, q subcomponent-like 2. Gene Ontology annotation, molecular function: protein binding. Bases 735 to 1505 code for a protein of 256 amino acids. The record is from RefSeq and is a predicted model, not a curated record. NCBI's taxonomy places the organism in Eukaryota, Metazoa, Chordata, Actinopteri, Siluriformes, Bagridae. The transcript is spliced from 2 exons.